Molecule: messenger RNA, 207 nt
Organism: Amborella trichopoda
Lineage: Eukaryota; Viridiplantae; Streptophyta; Magnoliopsida; Amborellales; Amborellaceae
Source: the annotation of a RefSeq genome assembly
AUGGCCAAAGGUAAAGAUGCUAGAGUAAGAGUUAUUUUGGAAUGUACCAGUUGUACUCGAAAUGGUGCUAAUGCUAAGAAGGAAUCACCGGGCAUUUCCAGAUAUAUUACUGAAAAGAAUCGACACAAUACACCUAGUCGAUUGGAAUUGAAGAAAUUCUGUCCUUAUUGUUCGAAGCAUAUGAUUCACGCGGAGAUAAAGAAAUAG